Copidosoma floridanum is the source of this 4279-nucleotide messenger RNA. RefSeq lists its product as uncharacterized. The record is from RefSeq and is a predicted model, not a curated record. Lineage: Eukaryota; Metazoa; Arthropoda; Insecta; Hymenoptera; Encyrtidae.
UUAAGCCUAUAAUAUCGGACUAUCAUAUCAGCAUUCAGCAUCCCGGAUACAUUAAUCUGUCGCGUUAUCUGUCGACGGCGCGUAGAAAUUCUCGAUCGAGGGAAAAAAAUAAUAAACAAAAAAGAAAAAAAAAACAUGCGACAGAGAGUCAGGUAGUAGUUACCGGCCAUAGUCCGCAUAAUUUCUUUUCUGCAGUAUGUAUCCAUAAGUAUAACUUUUUGGCAUUUUUUGCAAAAAAGAAGAAGUAAGUUUUAGCCCAUAAAAACGUCAACAAAGGAGACGACGCCUAUAUUUUAUUAAAACAGCAUAAGGACAUCAAGCAGCAGUAUCGGUAACUCCCUUGCUUUUUCUUGCUGCUUCUGCAGAAGAAGAGAAAGGAAUACGGGGACCUCGUCGUCAUCGUCGUCUAGUACGCGAACAGAUCGUUCCAAGAUGAGCGAGGGUGCUCCACCUAAGACAAAGCGCAACGGCGCGAGGACGUUCAAAAAUCCACCACAGCCUCAUAUGUGCAUAAAGGACCAAGUACUCAGUUCUGACUUACCUUGCUAUGUCAACGUAUUGUCUUGGGAUAAGGUUGACAUGCCCGCCAGUCCUAAUAUGCCUGUGCCGCUGUUUGGUGGAAUGCAGUUGACUCCUCCACGAACAGAGGACAAAAGUACUCUGGUAUUUGCAGUCAUUGCAAACACCGAGGUCCUCAAAAUGAGGGGCAAAAACUGCAAGAAUCCAAACGAGUUAGAAAAUUUAGUGGUCGUGUUAUUAGAUUUCGUGGAGACUAUGAACAACGGUAUAAAGUUUAAGCGUAAAUAUGAAAUCUUAAAAGAUAGAGACAUCACUGGUGAACUGAAAGAAGUGUGGAUCACUGUGCAAAAUCAGACAGAAAAGGAGGCCACUGUAAACCAGCCAGAAACUUGGAUAGAUGUGCCUCAGUAUCCACAGUGUACAGAUCAACAGCAGCAACAGCAGCCAUCACGACCUCAUCCACAGCAACAAAUGUCAUCUUUGGAACCACUCCCACAGAUAUCACAGCAACAGCAGCAGCAGCAACAACAACAACCACCACAUCCACAGCCUCAGAUGUCACGUCCCGAGCCUCUUCAGCAAAUAUCGCAGCAUGUACAGCAGCAGCAACAACAACAAAUCCAGCAAAUUCAGCACAUUCAGCAAAAUCAGCAAAUGAUGCAGAAUUCCUACAUGAUGCAGCAGCCACCUCAGUAUACACAUAACGAACAUUAUAACCCAAUGUCGGAUAAACGUCAAAGAUUCGAAAGAUGUAAUUACCAGCAGCAAAAUCAAAUGCCGGUAAAUCAAAACGACCAAGCCUACCAAUCAUUGGUGCGAUCGUACAGUAACAGUUUUGGUCGCCGCAUCGAUUCUGAUCGUUUUCAUUAUCGCGAACAGUGCAGAACACUGCCAAAACCUAUGCCUGAGCAGCCACCACCACCUAUGCAACAACCGCCUCAACAAAACUGCCCUGCAUAUCUGACAUCACAUGCGGAUCUAACAUCGUAUCUCCUUCAGCGAUAUGCUAGGCUAGACUCCAACAUGGGCCCUACUUAUGGUAACCAGAUGAAUCCACCAAUAAAUCACUACAACGAUUACAUAAUGAUGCAGCAUCAGCACAUGACUGCUGGAAUAGAACAGCGUCAAAUCGAGAGUCAAAUGCAUGCGGAAUCUGCCCAUAGGAUGCAGCAACAGCAUCAGCAGCAGCAGCAAGAACAACAAAUGCUUGUACCACCACCGCAGCUGAUGCAGCAGCCAGCUCCGCAGUAUCAGCCGUCUACGUUGAGUGUCAUAGCAAGUCACGCUGCUGUUGGUAAUGACAAGAGAAAUUAUCAUAAGUUUUCACACGUUGGUCGCAACGGUAUCGUCGGUGGUAUGCCAAAAAACAACCUCGGCAAGAGGCAAAAUAACUCGCCCACGCACAUGAAGCAAGGGCCACCACCUCAGGUUAUUACCGGUGGCAUGGCUGGCUUAGUGCAGUCUAAGGAAAAUAUUGCGGACAAUACCAUGAAGUCUCCAGUUAAGGUGCUUCAACGAGGUCCACUCUUGCAAAAUAAACAAGUAGUUUCUCAGUCUUCUCCAGAUAAGAACUUAAAGAGUUUAGAAAAAAAUGUGGAUGGAAAAAAUGAAGCUUGUAAUGUACAAGUAACGGAUCUCGACGAAGAGGACUCUAGAGUAAAAAACUUCUCAGAGAUCGUGACCGAAGUCGCUCCUAAAAAAACAGAAGCCUUAAAUUAUGCUGCCGCACUAAAGGAGUUGAAAGAUUUGACGGAUUACUCCAAAGACGCAAAGACUCUGCCUUCAGAUAACCCAACGUCAUCGUUUUCCGAAUCUCAUGUACAGGACGUCCAAGAAGUCAAGCGUAAUCAUCAUCAAAAACGGAGGGCAGUUUUCAAUAAAGGAAUCAUGAGGAGAAAUUCCUACUUCGACAAUAAGAACCGUGUGAAAGAAAUGAGACAACAUCACGAACACCAAACGAACUCAAAUACUAACGAUAGGCUUCACGAUAAAGAUUCGGAAGAUCAUGUAAAAGGGCCUCAGGCUGCAGUAGAAGCAAACCCAGGUACAGGCUGGAGUGCUCAUGUUAAGCAAAAACCAGCAGAUAGUCCAAAACGAGCACAGUCCACUGUUAAUAGCAUUAUAAAAAGUGUGUUUAAAAUACACCAAGGCAAUAAUUCUGCGGGAGACGAUGUUGGAUCUGGAAAAAAACAAAAGUCCAAUGGACAGAUAAAGACGAAUGCCACUACUAAUGAGCAGGAAGAAACAAACAAAGGUUCCUUUAAAACCAGUUACACUAUAUUAAAAAAAUCAGAAGCAACAACGAUGACAAUGAGCUCAUCAUCCGACGAAGUCGUGGUGAACGAGAUUGCACAGCUAUCAAUUCAAGACUGCAAAGACACGACGGAAAUAAAUGCCGUUGUUUCGUGAUAAGCAAAGUUUUAGCCAGUAGUAAGUUAAAGAAAAAAACAAUACUAGAUAGCCUGCUCACUAUAACUGAAGUUAACUCAGUGUACAUAGAUAAGUGUAUCAUAUAAGUAAAAAGUAGUUUGAGCAAACUUCAAACAAUUUGAAGAGAAAACAGUCAAGAGAAAAAAAAUGCAAGAGGAAUUUGCAGCGAUUCUGCAGAAAGAUCUGUAUUUGCUUUGUUGACUUACAGGAUUCGCUGGCGAGGCUGUGAAACUGAUUCAAAAUAUUUCCUUGGAGGAAAUAACAGUGAAAUAAAAUAGAUAAGUGACAGACAACAUAAAAUAAGAGGAUACGAAUAAAUAUUUCGUAUAGAACAAAAUUGGUUCUAAUUGCUUUUGAAAGUGUGCGAGCUCGUGUUUUCGUACAAAGGACUGAUAUUAAUCUAUUUUUUAAUAAUAUUAUUCUACUAAUAAAUUUAAGCUCCCGUUGAUUUUGAUAUGGUGAGAACAACUCUGCGGGGACGCUCUUUUAUCGUUCCUAUGCUAAAUACGCACUACUGUAUUAUUAAUAUAUGCUAAAAGAUAAAGAUAAAUGAUUGAUACUAAAUUCGAUAUUGAUGAAGUGCGUCGAAAAGCGUCAUUAACUGUAUCAAUGCUAGUAUUGGGUAUACAUUUAAAAAAUGACCACCACGUCAAGGGUUAGUUGUUUAAGGAUCUCGUACUCUCUUUUGUAUAUUUAUAGUAAAUGUAGCUUUAAAAUUUAAAAAAAAAAAAAAAAUUUGUUACACAUGAAUGUUUUACUCCAGUAAGUGAUUCAUCCGUUUUAAUUUAAUUUUACACUUACAUUGUACAUUUUUAUCUCAUUAAUUGUUGAUGUGCAAAAGAAUAAAACGGGAUUUUGAUGAUAAUAAAAUGAGCAAAUAAUCGGACAUUAAAAAGAAGUGACACGCGCAGAGUUUUAUCUUUAACCAAGUGAUUCCUUACAAGUACCAAGAGCUAUUAUAGCUUACAUAGGCAGUGACUCCCUAAGUGAUGUUGAAGCGAUGUUUUUUUUUUCUUAAUGGUUAAACAAUUCGACAUUCAAGAUGAGUACAUCCUUGCAAUAACUUGAAUAAUGUAUGAAAUUAAUGAAAAAAUAUAAAUAGCCAACAGCAGCGUAUUACGACACAUUUACAUGAUAAAAAAUACGGUACAUAGUAACAAUUACUCAUUACUUGUGAGAUGUAGGCCUUCAGCCGAAUAGCAAAAGAAAACAGUAAAAAAAGUGGGUGCACUCGAAAUAAUUCGAUCGGCACGCGAUGAUAGCUGAUAUGAAUUGCGAACAAAGGGUGCUUUAUUUUCAUCAUUUUAAGUAUAUUUUUUUUAUGGUCAGU